Messenger RNA from Mesorhabditis belari, 1101 nucleotides. The record is from the annotation of a GenBank genome assembly. Lineage: Eukaryota; Metazoa; Nematoda; Chromadorea; Rhabditida; Rhabditidae.
AUGUUUUUCUUGUUACUGCUGGUGAUUGAAGUCUCUUGUCUGCUCGACUGUAAACGGACUUUCGUGCCACACAGAAUAUCAGCGAGUGGUAACUGUGUGCAACGAGUGCCCGAGUGUGACUUCGCUUGUUACGUCGGCAAUCUUUACCCACAAUCGUUAGCGAUUUGUAUGACUCGACAUUAUGUUUAUGAUUGGUUCUGCCAAAACGAUGGAGCCUACGCAACUCCAGUGAAGUAUCAAAAGAUUUCACGAGCUUUGAAAUAUGAAGAGAUCUUCUGUUCGGAUGAGAAAGACUGCGAAUUGCUGAAACCAUUCUACAACUUUGAGACGAGACACAUGCUUGCUCCCAAAUACGGCAUCUCGACGUGCGUCAUUUACAAGAAUUUCUCCACUGUUUUCACCUCGAUCAUUUGCUAUCUCUUUGACGCAAUCGCUUACAAAAAGGAAGUGCCGGACAUGAUGAAGGACACUUAUUUCAACAGAAGAUGUCAGCUGCAUAAUGAGGUGCACGGUUUUGGCAUAAAGAAGGAGUUCAAAUCAGAACGUGGUAAUCGCUGGAGAAAUUAUGUAAUUUUGCGAGAACCCGAGGAGCGUUUCGUUUCCGCUUUCGUCGACAAAUGUAUUUUUGCCAAGAAACAACCCGAAGCUCACUAUUACGAGCGGGUGAAUCCGUGUUAUGGUUGUGAGACAAAUAUCACUUGUUUCAUCGAGAAACAAUAUGAAAGUCUCCGCGCAAUCGCCAAUGGAACGAAACAAAGUGCGCACACCGUUGAGGAUGCUCAUUUUGCGCCACAAACAUGGCAUUGCGAGAUGAAAGAGUUCUUCACCGACUACACUUUCCUCAAGUAUACCCCAUCAAAAACCUCAGCUUUAUUGGAUGAACUUUUUGCGGAAUUCGAAUUCUUCGGUGUUCCGAGAAAUAUCACCGAUGAUAUCAGAAAACAGAUAAUAGGCCGAAAAACGUUUCACGUCACUUAUGACUCGGAUUUGCCGGGAAAAUAUCGACAAGAGAUUAGAAAUAGUCGAUAUUUGAGGGAAAUGCUCGUCAAAUUGUAUUAUUUCGACUAUUUGUACUUUCAUUUUCCGUUGCCAAAUUUGCGU